Lotus japonicus is the source of this 1896-nucleotide messenger RNA. Its product is annotated as calmodulin calcium-dependent NAD kinase. Gene Ontology annotation, molecular function: kinase activity; ATP binding. The transcript has 9 exons. The record is from RefSeq and is a predicted model, not a curated record. NCBI's taxonomy places the organism in Eukaryota, Viridiplantae, Streptophyta, Magnoliopsida, Fabales, Fabaceae. The coding region runs from base 107 to 1666 and encodes 519 amino acids.
AAAAAACUAAUUAACCUGAAAACAAAACAAAAAAACCAACAAGAACAUCAACUAAUUCACGUUCUCUUACAUCUCCAGCGGUCUCUGUCUUUGAUUUCUAAGCAAAAUGCAGAGUGAUUACAAUGGCAGCAAACCCAGCUUCACAAAGAUUAUAUUGGUCUCCUCCAUUGGGUUGAUAUUUGCAGCAGCAAUGCAUUAUCGCCUCAAAAUAAUGAGAGAUCGAAAGAUCAUUCCACGUUUGAGAUUCUCAAAGGCUAGCCAAGCCCCAAAGCUUGAGAGAUUCUCUCAUUACGUAGCUAGGCAAAUGGGGUUCAAAGAUAGGAGGAAUUGUCCUCAUCUAUGCAAAUUGGCUUCUGAGUAUAUAAGGAAAUCUGAGGGAUGUGAAGAUGACAUCUAUGCCUUCUUCGAGAAUGAACCAGAUGCGGAUUCACUUUUUGUGAAGCUUGUGGAGGAGUUUGAGAGAUGCAUUCUCAGUUACUUUGCAUACCAUUGGAGCCGCGGUGAUGCACUCAUAAGUCAGGUGUUGAGCUCUGACAAUGAGCCAAAGAAGAAGCUCAAGCACAUAGUUAUGGCAGCAACUAGGGAUCAAAGGGUGGAGAGGGUAACCAAGAAUCUGAAGGUGGCUAGAGUUUUUAACACAUUAGUAGAAGAGAUGAGAGCAAUGGGGUUUGUAUCAAAUGAUGACAAUAGAUGCACAGAGGUGAUGGCCCCUGUAGCUCACAGUGACAGGAGCCCAGUGCUCCUUUUCAUGGGAGGUGGUAUGGGAGCUGGAAAGAGCACUGUGCUUAAAGACAUUCUCAAGGAACCAUUCUGGGCAGGAGCAGCAUACAAUGCUGUCGUUAUUGAAGCAGAUGCCUUUAAAGAAUCAGAUGUUAUAUAUAAGGCCCUCAGUUCAAGAGGGCAUCAUGACAUGAUAAAAACAGCAGAAUUGGUACACCAAUCAUCCACAGAUGCAGCCUCAUCACUACUGGUAACAGCACUGAAUGAGGGGAGAGAUGUCAUUAUGGAUGGUACAUUCUCCUGGGUACCAUUUGUUGUGCAGACAAUAACAAUGGCCAGAAAUGUCCAUCGCCGCCGAUACCGAAUGGGAGCAGGCUACAAGGUAAAUGAGGACGGAAGUGUUACUGAAAGCUACUGGGAAAGAAUUCAAGAUGAAGAGCCUGAACAAGUUGGAGGCAAAAAGAGAAAACCAUAUAGGAUAGAGCUGGUUGGAGUAGUGUGUGAUGCUUACCUUGCAGUCAUAAGGGGCAUAAGGAGAGCUAUCAUGUGUAGAAGAGCAGUGAGAGUGAAGCCACAAUUGAAAUCCCACAAGAGAUUUGCUGAUGCAUUUCUCACUUACUGUCAGCUAGUAGACAAUGCCAGGCUAUACAGUACAAAUGCUUUGGAAGGUCCACCCAAGUUGAUAGGAUGGAAAGAUAGAGACAAGACAUUGCUUGUGGAUCCAGAUGAAAUUGAUUGUUUGAAGAGGGUUGCUAGGUUGAAUGAAGAUGCAGACUCAAUUUAUGAACUCUAUAAGCACCCUAAUCCAACAUGUGAAGCUGGAUCCAUAUGGAAAGACAUUGUAUUAUCACCUUCAAGGUUGAACAUCCAACAAGAGCUGAAGUAUUCCAUCGAAAAGGUUGAGAAAUAUUUGAACCAUAAUUCUAUCUUCGUGGAUCAGUCAUGAUACUUUUCACCUUGAAAUUUUAAUUUAUUUAAGGUUCAUGAGAUUGAAAACGUCUAGAUUAUAAAAGGGAUAUAUAAGCUCAAUGAGCUUCCAUAGGUGACUGAGGGAAAUUUAUGCAUGUUGUACCGAUGUGACAAAGUUAAAUGUACAAAAGAACAACAUGUAUCAAGGGUGACAUUUGGUUUUAAAAUUGGUUAGUUCAUAGUGAAACAAUUAUAUAAUUUUUUUUA